GUCAACGGCUACUUCUCCUUAUCCCCACCUCCUCCUCCUCCCCCCCCUCUCUCUCCUCCUCCUCCUCCAUUCCGAUCUGGUCAGAUCGCCGCCUCCCAUGGCCAUCGCCGCGCCGCCCCCGCCCCCGCCCCCGCCCCAGCGUACGGACAUGCCGGCGGCAGCGGACCUGCCACCACCCCCGCCGCCGCUCGCGAUCCCGCUCCCGGAGACCACGCGCCGCCCGCGCCGCCGCACCAGGGAGGUCAGCUCCAGGUACCUCUCCUCCACCACCCCGGGCCCCGUCCCCUCCUCCCCGCGCCUCUCCACCUCCUCGUCGCGGACCCCGUCCCCGAGGGCCCACCGCCCCCGCGCCGCCACCCCUUUCGCCAACGAGAACCACCCGCCGCCGCCGCCUCCGCCGUCCACGGCGUCACGCAGGCGCGCCGUCCUCAAGCUGUUCGACGACGGUUCCGGCGGCGCCAACCCGCGCGCGUCGGCUGCGGCUGCGGCGGGGACGCCGCGGGCCCUGCACCGGUCGACGAGCGGGCCGGCGGCGGCCGCGGCAUCCACCGCGCGGAGAGGGUACCCGCGCAUGCCGACGCCCGCGCGGGCCGCCUCCUGCCCGUCGUCGUCGUCCGCGGCGGCCGCGGACGACGCCGCGUCCUGCUGCUCCUCCGACACGGGGUCCACCUUCACCGACCUCUCCGAGGUCGACGGGAUCGCGCUACCGGCCGCGCCAUGCGAGAGCCCGCCGCUGCUCGGCCCAGCGUCCUGCCGUGGGGGCCGUCUCUCGUCGGAGCUCCGCUCGUCGGUGCCUGAGUCCGGUGGAUCAGUGAGGGCGUUGAACCCGCUGUGCUACCGCUCGCUCAAUUCGGCCCUGUCCGGUUGCCCGGCGCCGGCGGGGAAGGCGGCGGUGAACGCCGCGAGACCACCGCAGCCGCAUGGGGUGAAGGCAGCCGAAUCGAAGAAGGUGGCCAUGAUUGGAGGGAGGAAAGUCCCCGGGAAGCAGGAGGACGUGCACCAGCUCAGGAUGCUGGAGAACUCCUACCUCCAGUACAGGUUCAUGAACGCCCGGGCAGAGGCCGUGGCAAGGGCCAAGGCUUCAGUGGCAGAGAAAUCCCUCUUUGGGCUUGAGGAGAGGAUCACUGCGCUGCGGGUAUCUGUCGCCGAGAAGAAGAUGGAGGUGGAGAGGAUGAGGAGGGAGCAGACAUUGCGCUCUGUUGUUGAUGCUCAGGUACCGCACUUGGAUCAAUGGUGUGAUCUUGAGGGGGAUCAUUCAAGCUCUCUUAUCGGGUUAACAUCAGCCCUGUAUAAUUCUUCACUUAGACUACCAGUCAUUGGGAAUGUUCGGGCAAAUAGCGAGGAAAUUACAGAAGUUCUCAACUCUUCUGUACAACUGCUGGAACCAGUGUCUUCUUGUGUUAAAAAUUUUCUACCAAAGGUUCAAGAAGUUGACGAUGUGGCUGCUAAGCUUGCCCAAGUUAUAGCUAGUGAAAGAGUUGCGAUUGAGGAGUGCGGGAAUCUCCUCUAUCAAGCUCACAAUUUGCAGAUGCGAGAGUAUAGCUUGAGGAGCCAAGUCAUGCAACUGAAGCAGCAAGACGAACCAAAAUGAAGAAAGAGGAGUUCAAAAACAAACACGCACCAAACUCAUUUGUUUGACAGGCAGAACACAAAUUUUUUGUUUGUGCUUAUUUGUGAUCAGGCCAGCUGAUCAUACAUGAUUAAAAGCAGAAGCAUCCUUCUGCACGGCCCAAGAUUCUUUGUGGUACAUAUGUUAAUUCUUUUGUCGGUCAUUUGUUUCUGUCAUCAUAGAAGCAUUCUUGUUUGUUAGUGUUCGUAAGAACUGUCAGAAUUGUGGUUCUGCAAAUCAAAAUUUUGUUUAUUCUUUGUAUAUAUACUUUCCAUAAAUAAUUAUUGACUUAAUUUUCUUUCAGAAAA
Messenger RNA from Oryza sativa Japonica Group (Japanese rice), 1917 nucleotides. RefSeq names its product protein ENDOSPERM DEFECTIVE 1. Gene Ontology annotation, biological process: spindle assembly; centrosome cycle. Gene Ontology annotation, molecular function: microtubule binding. Gene Ontology annotation, cellular component: cytoplasm; nuclear microtubule; centrosome. The record is from RefSeq and is a predicted model, not a curated record. Lineage: Eukaryota; Viridiplantae; Streptophyta; Magnoliopsida; Poales; Poaceae.